Caenorhabditis auriculariae is the source of this 3491-nucleotide messenger RNA. The record is from the annotation of a GenBank genome assembly. NCBI's taxonomy places the organism in Eukaryota, Metazoa, Nematoda, Chromadorea, Rhabditida, Rhabditidae.
AUGCGGCAGCUUUUGGCGAUCCUUUUUCUGGCGGCAGCCCUUUUCGUCGGAGGCGCAGAUGCCCGGAGGCGACGCCUCGGCCUCCCUCGACGUGACGUCAUCGAUGGGGUCAACUAUCCGGCCAAGGUGAUGUUCUACAAAGGCAUGAAGCUGGAUCACUUCACCUACUCUGAUACCAGAACUUUUGACUUGAGGUUCGUGAUGAAAUGAUUAAAUGAAACUAAAGCUUUCCGCAAAAAAUUAGAAAAAAGUUGGCAAAUUGUGAAGACUGGUUAUUAUUAAAAGAUAUUAAAUCAUUACUAUAAAACGAAAAAAUUGAUAAUGUUUUAAACUCACAAAAUAAGAUGGUUUUCUGCGAGAGAAAAAGCCGUCGAUCUCGCCACCCAGAGCGAUAAUUGUUCUUUUUUUUUGGUUUUUUCAAUUUUCCUCGAAAUUUCCAAUUCAAUGGCGUGCAAUGAGGUCUUUUUCUUGAAAUUGAGCUCAUUUUCGUUGAUGAAAAAAAAAAAGACGAAGAAGAGGUUCAGAUGGAUGUGGAACAACACGUUCUACAAGCCAGGAGGUCCAAUAUUUUUCUACAGUGGAAACGAAGGCGAUCUUACUGGCUUCGUCACGGCCACGGUAAUCAUAAAAUGCAAGCUUUACAAGAAGUCUGUGAUCGCACCUGGAUUGGCUCGACGCGUAACGACUGAGAAAAAUUUUUCAAGAGAGCAGCUAAACAAGUCUUUUUUGAGUUGGGUUUAUAGCUGAUUCACGGCUAACUUGGGACGCUAAGGGGCGUGUCCAGUCUGCGCUCUCCACGAGCCAGGCGCUAUCUCGUGCAUUAUCGUGUCAGGAGCCUUUUUUCGAUGGCUCAAGCCAGUCGUGAAUCAGCUAUAUCUUGAUCACAAACGCUACGGUUUGAGGUUAACCGAGUGCUUUCACGAGUUUUCAAGAUGAAAAAUAGAAUAAAUUUAUUUUUAAGUUAAUACGGAACAGAUGAUUUCAGGGAAUAAUGUUCGACAUCGCUCAAAUGUUCAACGCCGCCAUCAUCUUCGCCGAGCACAGAUUCUACGGAGUCACGCAGCCGUUUGGAAAUGAAUCCUACUCGGUGCGUUGAGCUCUAAUAAAAAAAAAGGAAAAUUCUCUUCGAUUAUCCAUCAAAUCUUUCCAGUCGAUCCCUCACAUGGGCCUCCUGACUUCGGAACAAGCUCUUGCCGACUACGCUCAGCUUCUCACAGUGCUCAAGGUUCUGAGUUUUCUAAAAAUCCAAGAUGAAAUCAAUUUCAGACCAAAAACAACCAGUUCAACUACACCUACUCAGCCGACACCAAAGUGAUCACUUUCGGCGGUUCCUACGGAGGAAUGCUUUCGGCCUGGUUCCGGCAGAAGUAUCCGCACAUUGUCGAUGGGUAACUCUUUUCUCAAAGCGCUUGAGAAUUUUCUGAAAGUUGGUCAGAAUAUUCCUUGUUGUACCAUAUGUCCUUUAACUUUUAACCUGUCCAACUUUUUAGAUUUCUAACGAUGGUAACGAAUUUUGUCGGUUCCUUUGACAUUGACUGUUUUUUCGAAUUAUAGAGUUCUGCAGUUCAGAACUUCCAGGAUCUCUAUCUGCUUUCAUCAUUAAGUAUUCUGGCCCGUUUCGAAAAAAUUCCCAACCACAAUGUGAAAUGAAAUUCCUUGCUCAAGCAGGACGGAAGCUUUUCCAGAGCCUGGGCAGGAUCGGCGCCGCUGAUCUACUUCCGCGACGGCGGCGUCGACCCCGGCGCCUUCGACAACAUCACCUCGAGGACCUACGUCGACGCCGGCUGCAAUCGAUAUAUUCUGGCCAACUGCUGGAACGCCGUCAUCCGUCUUUCCAGCACUGGUAAGCUUCUUCGGAAAAGGAUUCACGAAAAGAGGACUUUUCCAGCAUCUGGUAGAAACUGGCUGAACACUCAGUUCAAGUUCGACCCGCGGACUCCCAUUCGAAAUACUACCGAUGGCUGGAACUUCAAUUAUUACCUUCGGUAAGCUCUCACGAUGAGUCUAUUCAUUUUUAACUUCGAAAUUUCAUUUAAAAAAAGUGCCCAAAUUUUACUGGAUAUCUUGGAAGUUUCAGUUUGCACAAAAAAAAGUAGUUUUCCAGGAAAGAAACUUCAAAGUUUAAUCCUUAUGGAUUUUAUUUGAAAAAAUGAAGGCGCCGAUACUCAGAAAAAAAAAGGCAUGCAUUUUGAAAGUCUUCAAGGUUUUGUCAGCCUUUCUAAGACUCUGAAAAGAAGCUCAAUCCCGAGUAAAAUUAUCUCUUUUGUUAGCUUGAAAUGAAUUAAUCCAGAGAAGCGAUCGAGUACAUGGCAAUGGUGGACUACCCCUAUCCAACCGGAUUCUUGGAGCCUUUGCCGGGAUGGCCCGUCAAGGUUUCAGAAAUGUGUAUUUCAUCGGAACGAAAAAGGUUUGAGGCGGCUUGCGCCAACAUGAACGCCACCGGGACCAACUUCACGGAUCAACAGCUGGUGACGAUGGUGGUCAGCGCGGCCAACAUCUACUACAACUACAACAACAACGCCAGCUACGUCUACUGCAUCGACGACUCCAUCUGCGGAGACAGCGGCGUCUCCGGACUGGGGAACGACCAGCUGGGAUGGCCCUGGCAGGUGAUCCAGCUCAAGGAGAAGCGUUUCGAAGAAGAAAGACUUGCAGGAGUGCUCGGAAAUCAUCAUUGCAAUGUGCUCCAAGGGCGGCGACAACGACGUCUUCUGGAACGAGUGCGGCGCAGAUCUCUUCCAGACGCUCGCCGCCGGCUGCAGCUCCGUCUUCGGAAGCUUCAACUGGACCAGCGCGACGUGGAACAUCGACGCCGUCAAGACUCUCUACGGACUGAAUCUCGCAGGCGCCAGCAACAUUAUUCUGACGUAGAUAGGGACAAAGCUUAUCUCUUUCAAAAUUCACUUCAGACAAGGUCAUCUGGACCCCUGGUCAGGCGGCGGCUUCAAGAAGGACAAGACUGAUGUAUCGAGAGGAUUGUACGUUCUGGAGAUUCCCGGUUCAGCACAUCAUCUCGACCUCCGAACUCCCAACACCUGCGACCCUAACACAAUCACCAACGCACGCUUCCAGGUUCACUAGAAUCGUAUAAUUCAUUCUAUAACGUCGUUAUAAUAAUGAGCAAUGUAAAUUAUUUUCAAAGUAAGAACAAACAAGAGUUUCGUGCUCAGUUUUGAAAUAAACGCGCCAUAACGGCUUUUACUGUGGCUGAAAACUCUGGUUUAGUAGCGCGGAAUAGCCGAACCUUUAAGUAUCAAUAAGAAUGGGCUUUGAAAUUAAAUGAAGAGGUUCAGAUAAUCGGAAUCCUGCGCUGCUGGCUGGACCCUUCGUGCACGACGAAUCCGUCGCUGACCGACCUGCCAGCCAUGACCAUUCCAAAUGCGGCCUGCAAAGACGUCAACAACGGGUAUCCCUGGGGCCAAACUACGGCCUCCGCUCCAGCCGCUUUCCUCCUCAUCAGCUUUAUCGCAACUCUUCUUCACUUAUUCUAA